Molecule: messenger RNA, 1122 nt
Organism: Capsella rubella
Lineage: Eukaryota; Viridiplantae; Streptophyta; Magnoliopsida; Brassicales; Brassicaceae
Product: serine/arginine-rich splicing factor RS2Z33
Exons: 7
Coding region: 86-934 (282 amino acids)
Biological process (GO): mRNA splicing, via spliceosome
Cellular component (GO): nuclear speck
Molecular function (GO): zinc ion binding; mRNA binding
Source: RefSeq, a predicted model, not a curated record
AUCUGACUUUGAGGGUAGCUCAGUUUCGAGGGGAAGACACCGAGUGCGGCGAAUUAUCGGAUCCAGACCACAGCGUGAAGUGAAGAUGCCUCGCUAUGACGAUCGAUACAGCAGUUCGCGUCUCUAUGUUGGCCAUCUGUCAUCUCGAACUAGGGAACGGGAUCUUGAACGGCUCUUCAGCAAAUAUGGAAGAAUUCGAGAUUUGGACAUGAAGCGAGACUAUGCCUUCAUCGAUUUCAGUGAUCCUCGAGAUGCUGAUGAUGCGAGGUACAGGUUGGACGGGAGAGACUUUGAUGGAAGCCGUAUAAUUGUUGAGUUUGCAAAAGGGACACCUCGUGGUUCCAGAGACUUUUCCUCGAGCAGAGGCCCUCCUCCUGGUAGUGGUCGUUGCUUCAACUGUGGUCUUGAUGGCCACUGGGCUCGAGAUUGCUCCGCUGGUGACUGGAAGAACAAAUGUUAUCGAUGUGGAGAUAGGGGUCACAUUGAGAGAAACUGUAAGAACAGUCCUAAGAAGCUCAGGCGGGAUGAAAGUUACUCAAGAUCGCCAGUUCGGUCUCGGUCUCCUCGUCGUAGAAGAAGAAGCCCUAGCAGAAGCAGAAGCAGAAGCUACAGCCGUGGUCGUAGCUACAGUCGCUCUAGAUCACCGGUUAGGAAGGAUAAGGAUCUGAGUCCUGUGCCUGCUGCUAGAAGCAGAAGCCCUGAACCAAUGGUGGACAACUCUCCUCCCUCCAAAGAUAGGAAGAGAAGCCCGAGCCCUGAAGGCAGUCCAAUGCGUGAGAAGCACAGCCCCAGAGAGAGGGCGAGAGGAAAUGAUGAUGAUGGUAUUGGAACCUAUGGGGACGACCGUAGUCCUAGUCCCAGAGAGGACCGUAGUCCUAAAGGCGGGCACAGCCCAAAAGAGGACCGUAGCCCUGUGGAAGAUGAUGACCAGUGAAGGAGUUGAAAGACAAAUGAUGGUUAUUUUGCUUUUGGGCGAUCACUUAACCAAUGUAAUGGUUAUAAUAAUGGUCUCUAGACAAUGUAAUGGAUUUUGAUAUUCCUGUUUGGAAAACUUGGCUUGAUACUUGGUGUUAUCUUCUUCUAAAAGAUUAAGAAAAUAAAUCAACUUUUCGUUUGUUUGUU